AGGGACAUCCCAUCCCUUUGCCAUAUUCUACUGGUUGGAACCCAGUUCAUUCCCCGUGAGGAGGCGGGAUCACAUAAGAUGUGUGGCUAGGGGGUGGGAACACUGGGAGCCAUUCUGGGGUCUGCCAUGCACAUAGGCGGAGAGGAGGCUGUUGGACCUGAGUCUGAACCUAACAGGAGGCCCCGGAAGGUUGUGAGCCAGAGGGAGAUGAUGUCUGAACAGCAUUUCAUGACAACGCUCCCUGGGGACACUGGGAAACAGGCAGGAGGGGCAGUGCCUUUCCCAGAUGCCAGAGCAGCCCCAGGUCUGUUGGAGUUUUCUUGUCUGUCCUGCCCAGCCCUUUGGGGAACCCUUCCCGUGCUAAGUCUGGGCAGGAGCUCCACGGGGUAGCGGCCCAUGGGUUGACAGGCGCUAGAGGGGUUGAUAGGUCUAGACACCUGAAGACACCCUUAGCAAGUAGGUACUAGAAUGACACGCACUGCACAGAUGGGGGCAUGGGGAGGCCCUGAGAGGCACAUGGCUGUCCAGGGGGACAUCACUGGCAAGAAGGAGGAGCCAGGUCUGACCAGCUCUGUGUCCCCAACGCUGGCUUCUGACUCGAGCCAGGCCUCCUCGGGGUCGGUGGGUUGGGCUGUGUUGGUGCAGCUGUGGAUGGCCGUGGUGUUGGGAUGGAGGGUGAGAAGUCAGCGGCCCAGGGGGCCCUUAGGGAGGUCUUGUGUGAGCAGGAAGCCUAGGGAAGGGGUCCCCAGGCAGUGACCUCACUGGGCCCAAGACAACUUGGAACCCUGGUCUCUAGGCACCCAGCUCCUAGAGACAGCCCCCAAUAGCUUGUCUAGAAGGAGCAGCAUGUUUCUCUGCUGUCUGCCUAUCUGCCGGGGCCGCAGUCUCAGCAGAGCCCGCAAGGAGUGCCCUGGACGUAAAGGCGGGCUCCUGUCCCGCUCGAGACGUCUCUGGACAUUCGUGCGGAGGGACACAAAGAGGUCCACUCGGGACACGGAGUCCAUCUCCCCGAGGGAGGAGAAGCUGUGGGGGAACACCAGAGCGGCAGGCAUGGGGAAAAGGCUGGCAUCUUCAGGGACUGUUGGACAAGGAUCAGAGCCAGCACAGGCCCCAGCCCAUAUGCGGGGAGCACAAUCACAUUCAGCAGCUCCUGCACAAGGGCAGGAGACAAGCGGGGCCCCAGGACGGGAGCAGGGAGAGCCAGCCCCUCCUCAGGCUCGGGCAGGAGCCAUGCAGCUGGCUGUCAGCGAACCACCUGAGCAGGGAGAGCCAUCCCCUGCUCCAGCUCCUGCCAGGGCCCUGGGGCAGGCUGAAGUUGUCGCCAGGGAGCAGGGAGAGCCAUCCCCUGCUCCAGAUCCUCCUGGAGCCCUGGAGCCCACUCAGGCCCCAGCAUUGUCCCCGGGAGAGCUCGCUCUCCAACCCCCGUCAUCCCCAGCUCCUGACCCAUCCCUUCCACCUUCUCACUCACCACGACCUCCCUUCCUCUCCCUGCUUCCCCUGUAUGUCUGUUUAGCAUUUUUUUCUUUUCAUUUUGUCUCUUUGUUUGGUGUUUGUAUAAAAUCUGAAAUAGAUUUCUGUUUGAAGAACUCUGCGUUUUCUCCUUUUCAAUGGUACGAUUCCUGAGCAUUAAGUGCAGUCCCAAUGCUCGGUCUCCAUCACCAAUGUCCAGUUGCUGAACAUUCCCUUCACCACAAGGGAAGCCUGUUCCCAAAGCGCUCAUCCCCCAUUCCUCCCUCGCUGCCUGACAACCCCUAAUGUGUGUUCUGGCAGGUUUUGGUCAGUCUUUUCUGGAUGGAUCCGAUAAGCAGUGUCAUGCCAUAGGUGGCCAUCCUAGUCUGCUUCCAUAUUUUCAGAAGCACUGAUCGAUUUUUCAUUUCCCUUUCUACUUGAAUAGCAUUUUUGCCAGCUGAUA
This is a messenger RNA of Equus caballus (horse), 1912 nucleotides long. Lineage: Eukaryota; Metazoa; Chordata; Mammalia; Perissodactyla; Equidae. The record is from RefSeq and is a predicted model, not a curated record.